This is a messenger RNA of Angiostrongylus costaricensis, 582 nucleotides long. The record is from the annotation of a GenBank genome assembly. Lineage: Eukaryota; Metazoa; Nematoda; Chromadorea; Rhabditida; Metastrongylidae.
AUGUUUGUGGUGCGAAAUGCUGGUAACAUGAUCCCAGAUACUUCCCGAUACGGAUUUACAUUAGAAGUAUCGGUUACAACCGAGCCGGCAGCUCUUGAAUUGGCAAUGAGCAGAGGUGGCGUACGUCACAUAAUCGUGUGUGGUCACUCCGAUUGCAAGGCAAUGAACCUCCUCCAUUCACUACAUCAAUGUCUGAAGACCUUCGAUGUUAAUUCACCUAUGGAUCAUUGGGUUCGUCGGAAUAGAUUUAAUAGUAUAAAACGUCUGCACGAACGACUCCAUGAAGGACCAAAAAUCAUGAAAUUUGAAAGUGAACUUAUACCGAGUGAAAAUUUCGAAGUUGUUAUUGACCCAUUAGAGGAGCUAUCCAUAAAUGUACUUCAGCAGCUAAUCAAUAUCAUGUCUUACGAGUUUUUACGGCGGCAUUUCGAAACAGGUCGCCUAUUCGUCCAUGGAAUGUGGUUCGACAUCAACAAUGGCGACGAUUACCUAUUUUCUAAAAAGCAAAAACUCUUUGUUCUUGUUCAUGUUGGUUUUUUGGAUUGCCUACACAUUUGUUCCAACAACUUUCCUAUCUUCUGA